GUGGUCGGGGGCGCCGACCCCGCCGCCAGCUUCUCCGACGCCCGCCUCCUGGAGCUGGUGACUGGAACCGUUUGCCACAACGCCAGCCUUGUCCGUUGCCUGGCAGGUGUGCUCAGGUGGGCCCCGCCGCGCUGGACAGGGCUCCUGGCCCGGUACGAGCACGCCACCUUCGUGCCAGCCGGCCGCCCGUGCAGCCUGUGGGUGUUCGGCGGGGCCGACCAGGCGGGGAACAGGAGCAGCGUGCAGGUGCUGAAUGCAGAAUUGGGAACCUGGGAAAGUCCUGAGGUGACUGGCACUCGGCCGCUCCCAAGGACGUUUCAUUCAUCGUCGGCUGUUGUAGGAGACUGCUUGUACGUGUUUGGAGGAGGAGAUAAAGGAGCGGAGCCUGUUAAAGAUCAACGGCUUCAUGUUUUUGAUACAGCCACUCUGACUUGGUCACAGCCAGAAGUGCACGGGGAUCCUCCUGCAUCUCGGCAAGGGCAUGCAGUUGUUGCAGUUGGGAGCAGGCUCUUCUUGCACGGGGGGCUAGCUGGUGAAAAUUUUUAUGACGAUCUCUUUUGCUUGGAUACAAGUGAUAUGAAGUGGGAAAAGGUACCAGCGACUGGUGAUGUCCCAGGAGGACGGGCAGCACACUCAGCUGCUGCCUUUAAGGACCAUUUUUACAUUUUUGGUGGAGUAGACCCAACUGGGGCACUGGAUACAAUGUACAGAUAUCACAUAGAAAAACAGCAUUGGACGCUGCUAGAAUUUGAUUCCCCCUUGCCCCCUGGAAGGCUGGACCAUUCCAUGUGCAUAAUUCCAUGGCAAGUGUGUAACAGUGUGGAGAACAAUGUUUCAGAAGCUGCAACAAACAGAGACAAGUUUGAGAAGGAAGCAGCUGUUACAGUUGCUGAAGAAGGUGACCCAAGUCAGAACAAACAAAGUGGAAAAGGAAAUGUAGAAGACACACUGGUGUAUCUGUUCUUUGUGUUUGGGGGGAUGGAUACUCAAGGGGAAAUUUACAGGGACUGUCUUGUAUGUCUAGUUGAGUAAUGCAGGCUUCACUGCUUUUGUAUGUUUAACUAGUAACACUGUUCCAAUAAACAGGACUGCUGCAAACUGA
Alligator sinensis (Chinese alligator) is the source of this 1102-nucleotide messenger RNA. RefSeq names its product Rab9 effector protein with kelch motifs (gene RABEPK). The record is from RefSeq and is a predicted model, not a curated record. Lineage: Eukaryota; Metazoa; Chordata; Crocodylia; Alligatoridae. The transcript is spliced from 6 exons. Gene Ontology annotation, molecular function: protein binding. The annotation marks the transcript as partial.